Molecule: messenger RNA, 1716 nt
Organism: Penicillium verhagenii
Lineage: Eukaryota; Fungi; Ascomycota; Eurotiomycetes; Eurotiales; Aspergillaceae
Exons: 6
Coding region: 1-1716 (571 amino acids)
Biological process (GO): transmembrane transport
Molecular function (GO): transmembrane transporter activity
Source: RefSeq, a predicted model, not a curated record
AUGAGCGAUCAGAAAUCCAACGAAAAAGGUGACCCAGACCGCAUUAUCAAUGAGUCUGGAGAUCAGGCCCCAAUAAAGAUUGACCAUGGAUCCCAGAUUUCCAUCAAUGUGCCAGCUGUCACCAAAGGUGGCAUUAAGCUUCAUCCACAGCCUACAUCUGAUGCACUGGAUCCCUUGAAUUGGUCAAAGUUUCACAAAAAUGUCAUUCUCGCAAUUGUCAUGUUCAAGUAUGUCCCAAUUGAACGAUUCCCAACUACCUCAUGCAUCAAGCUUACCCAUGAUGUUGUCAGAUACUUCUUGUUUACAUACCUCACAACGACCACGGUCCCCUCCUUCUCCGCAAUCCAAGCCCAAUAUCAGAUCAACUAUUCCCAGGUUAACUGGACAGUGGCCGUUCCGGCCCUGGGCCUUUCAGUUGGACCACUUAUAUGGUCUUCGUUCAGCGAAAUAUACGGCCGACGGGCUAUUUUCUUGCUUGGAACUAUGAUAGCUCUGGUAUCAACAAUUGGAGCUGCAGUUGCAGAUACAUACUCGGGUUACAUGGCAGCGCGCUUUUUUCAAGGAUUCGGCGUGAGCCCUGCAUCCACAGUUGGAAUGGCCAUCAUAAACGAUUUGUUCUUCGACUAUGAGCGCGGGCAAAAGCUUGGCCUUUGGGUUUUAGCUCUUGAUUCCGGGCUUCUUCUGGGACCGACAUUUGGUGGCUUUUUGAAUGUCGUUAGUGCUCAAUGGAUCAAUUGGUUCAACGCAAUUCUGUUCGCGGUGCUGUUAGUCCUGGAGUUGUGCUUCAUGCCCGAAACUCUGUACCCUCGGCAACAGAUGUUGCUCAACGAAAGCAUUAUGAAGCUCAAUGAGCAGAGCAUAUCUGACAACGAAAAGCGUGGAGAGGACAAAGGCAGCUCAACGCCACCGACAACCAUUCCAGCAGAAAUAUCAUUUUCGGACCCACUUCGAACACGAAAGUUACCCUUUAUCAACCUACGGCCUGUGCCGGGUAUGCGUCAUCCCAAGCCAUGGGAUUCGAUUGUUAGAUUUGGUCUUACAUUUCAGUUCCCUGCAGUGGUAAUUUCAGUUAUUGGAUACUCUUUUGUUUGGUACUGGUGGGUUUUGUCCGUUAUCACCAUGGUGCCGUCUGCAUAUGCAACAUACAGUCCUUUGAUACAAGGCUUGUUGUUUAUUGGUUUGUUUCUGGGAACAAUUGUUUCGGAAAUUUGUUGCUCUGGAAGUCUGAGUGACUACAUUGUUGGCAAGCUAUCGGAACGUAAUGGAAAUACUCGAGUUGCCGAAAUGAGACUUUGGCUUGCAUACCCUGCUAUAUUGAUUACUGCUGUUGGAUUGAUUGUCUGGGGCAUUAGCGUCGAUCAGAAUUAUCACUGGAUUAUCGGCCAGAUCGCUUUCUUCUUAUUUGCUGCGGGAAUUCAGAUGGGCAAUACAGUUGCUAGUAGUUACAUUGUUGAUGCGUACCCCUUACAAUCAACGAGUGUUGUCACUUUCUAUGCGGUCUUUCUUAAUUUGAGUGCCUUUAUCAAUCCGUUCUUUAUUGCUUCAUGGCAGGAAUCCAUGGGAUGGACAUGGACAUUCACUACACAGGCAUUAAUUGUUAUCGUGGGAGGAUCUCUGGUGAUGGGUACACUCCAUAGAUAUGGUGCUUGGAUGCGAGAAAAAGCACCCCAGCCCUCCUGGGUAAAUCCCGAGUAUGACAUGGGAAUUGAAAAUUAG